Messenger RNA from Guillardia theta CCMP2712, 1539 nucleotides. RefSeq lists its product as hypothetical. The transcript has 5 exons. The record is from RefSeq and is a predicted model, not a curated record. The coding region runs from base 1 to 1539 and encodes 512 amino acids. NCBI's taxonomy places the organism in Eukaryota, Cryptophyceae, Pyrenomonadales, Geminigeraceae.
AUGGCAGGGUGGCGGGGCAGGACAGUGGCGUCCAUGGGAGGGAACGUGCUGCUGCUGCUGCUCAUUCUCGUGCAGAGGAGGCAGGAAGAGGGGGCAGAUGAACCCACAACCCUCCUCAGGAAGCAGCAUGCGCACGAGCUAUUGCAGGACGGCUCGAGCUCGCGCACGGUCCCCCUCACGCAGAUCGAAGCGAUCCUUCGGAAUGCCGCGAGGAAGGCGGGGGAGUUCGAUAGGAGGACGGCAGGCCAGGGGAAGGAUGAUGAUGCAGUAGGCUAUCUGAAGGCUGCAGCACACCAUCCUGCGAAGCAACAUCACACCAACAACCACAAGAAGCUUGUAGUUCUCCAUGCCCGGCAGGCUGCUGAGGCGGAGCACAAAGCCAGGCAGAACGCGUUCAAGGAGAUGAAGCGCCAAGCGCUUUCCGGAGUGCAUGCUGAGAUCCAGUUCAACUGGCAGGGAGUUGCCUUCGGACAGCCGACGCCGCGUCUUGCCAAUGAGACCGACAGCGAGGAGGCUGAGGAGCCCGAGCCUGCUCGGGAGGAGAACGCUCCCCCGAACGUGAUGCGCUUCACCGGAUCAGACUGCACGCCAGCCGUUGUGAUCGGCAAGGGAGGAGUGGCGCCAUGGGAGGACACCUUCCCCAAGGGCCCUCUGAACCAGAUCACUGUGGAGGCAUGGGUAAAGGACUGUGAGCUGCAGGACUUCGGGGGCUACCUAGGGGUCAUCGACGUUACCAACAAGCCCAACGAGCCAGGAUCCAACGGAGUCUGGUGGGACCUGGCUGGAGGAGAGGACCCUGACUCGCUCGAUGCCGGUUUCGUGCUGGGCUCGUACAAGAAGAAGUUCAGCUGGGGGGUGGCGUCAGAGGGGACGGGUAGGAUCUCUUACUUGCAAGCGCCGACGUGGCUGUCUCGCCCUAACCAGUGCGAGUGGGUUCAUCUUGCUGGGACAUACGACGGGGCGACGAUGCUGCUCUAUGUCGAUGGGCUGCUGACUCACUGUCAGGUGGUCCAGAGUGGGCCCGUCGCCAUGCCAGCCAACCCGGUGAUGCUCGUCGGGGGAUACUCGACGGCUCCUCCCCUCAAGGGGGCGAAUCCUUCGACCCUGACGGGGCUACUGGACGAGGUUCGAGUGUGGACCAUCGCGAGGACUGGCGCCGACAUCGCAAGCUUCAUGCACGACACCCUCAUCACCCCUAUGGACCAGCUGGCCAUUUACUUCCGAUUCGACGGGCAGUCUGAACACAAGAGCCCCAAGAUUUGCUCCGAGGUCAACGGUGUGAAGGCGUACAAGGGCUGCGACUCUGACGUGGCGGAGAUAGCCUCCCCCGUCUCGCAGACUGGCCCACCUAUGGGUUGUGGCCCCGCUGCCCCCCCCGGCGACAGGACGCUGCUGAACCCAGACUACUUCCACACGACCUUCAACCCGUCGAUGGGAAGCUUUUUGAGGGAAAACCUCGAGGACUGCGGGCCCGACCACAACUCAUGUGACGGAGGGGCGUACACGGACCCUGACUACAAUCGAGCUGGUUUCUACUGA